UUUGACAUCAUGGUGCAUUUUACUGCGGAGGAGAAGGCUGCUAUCACUGGCCUGUGGGGCAAAGUCAGUGUGGAAGAGGCUGGAGGCGAGGCUCUGGGCAGGCUCCUGGUCGUCUACCCCUGGACCCAGAGGUUCUUUGACAGCUUUGGCAACCUGUCCUCUGCCUCUGCCAUAAUGGGAAACCCCAAGGUCAAGGCCCACGGCAAGAAAGUGCUGACCUCCUUCGGAGAAGCUAUUAAGAAUUUGGACAACCUCAAAGGUGCCUUCGCUAAGCUGAGUGAGCUGCACUGUGACAAGUUGCACGUAGAUCCUGAGAACUUCAGGCUCCUGGGCAAUGUGAUUGUGAUUAUUCUGGCAACUCACUUUGGCAGAGAAUUCACCCCUGACGUGCAGGCUGCCUGGCAGAAGCUGGUAUCUGGUGUUGCCACUGCUCUGGCCCACAAAUACCACUGAAUCCUCUUCUCAAUUCACCAUUUUGUGUCCCCGGUGCCUUCCUUCUGCCCAUGGGGACUGGGGUUUGGCCUU
Molecule: messenger RNA, 525 nt
Organism: Bubalus bubalis (water buffalo)
Lineage: Eukaryota; Metazoa; Chordata; Mammalia; Artiodactyla; Bovidae
Gene: HBE1
Product: hemoglobin subunit epsilon 1
Exons: 3
Coding region: 10-453 (147 amino acids)
Biological process (GO): oxygen transport; hydrogen peroxide catabolic process
Cellular component (GO): haptoglobin-hemoglobin complex; blood microparticle; hemoglobin complex
Molecular function (GO): oxygen carrier activity; peroxidase activity; haptoglobin binding
Source: RefSeq, a predicted model, not a curated record